GGAAUGGCACGCCCGAGUGCCAGGACAGGAGAGAAUCUGUGCUCGUUACUUUCCUUCUACCCAGAUACAGAACCGCACAUCAGCUUUUCCACAAAAGAAAAGUUUCCAAGGUACCACCCAUACUUGGAAAAAGCCAGGUUGAAAUACCAUUCAAGUCAAACUUUCUUGAUAUUACUCUAUCUUUCCCCAAGAGGGCUGCACUACAACAAAUUCGGACACCUGUGGCCUCCUCCUUCAAAGCAAAAAGACAGCAACAACCCCGAGCUGAUAAGAUUAAUCUAAAGAGUAAAUUAUGGUGUAAUUUCCUAUGCUGAUACUUUGUAGUUAAUUUUAAAAAAAGGUUUCAUUUUCCUAUUGGUCUGAUUUCACAGGAACAUUUCACCUGUUUCUGUGAGGCAUACGUUUCUCCUGGAAGAGGCGCGCUGAUUGGCCCCAACCUGGGGUAAUGAAAAUUUCCAAUGUAAACUCAUUUUCCCUCGGUUUCAGCAAUUUUAACUCUAUAUAUAGAGAUAUCAUUGUCAGAAUUGCAUUGGUAGCUUCUCCUGGUAAACUAAUUGUCACACAGUGUCGUUACAAAUAGAGAGCUAUUAAUGGGUCUCACCUCCCAGCUGAUUCCAGCUCUGGUCUGCUUACUAGCAUGUACCAGCAACUUCAUCCAUGGACGCAAGUACAACAUCACCUUAGAAGAGAUCAUCAAAACGCUGAACAUCCUCACAGCGAAAAAGGAUUCAUUGUGCAUGGAGCUGACUGUAGCGGACGUCUUGGCUGCCCCGAAGAACACAACUGAGAAGGAAACCUUCUGCAGGGCUGCAGUGGUGCUUCGGCAAGUCUACAGACACCACAAAUGCUCGACAAAAUCAUCCCUGAGAAAACUGGACAAGAACCUCAGCAGCAUGGCCAACAAGACCUCCUGUCCCGUGCACGAAGACAAGAAGAGCACCCUGAAAGACUUCUUGGAAAGGUUAAGGAGGGUCAUGCAAGAGAAAUACUCAAAGAGUUGAAGCUGAAUAUUUUAAUUUAUGGGUUUUUAAUAGCUUUAUUUUAAAAAUAUUUAUAUAUUUAUAACUCAUCAUAAAAUAAAGUAUAUGUAGAAUCUGACAGCAUGAUUUCACUUUCCUAGCACUGGCGCCUUACUUGACAACAUUUGGGGAAACCAAGUUCAUUUACUGAGAAACUAGUAUGGAAGUCAAAAAGGAAAGAUUGCUUUCCUCUCUCUAGCUGGGGAAUAAUGCACAAAAUGAUUAAAGAAUACAAGCCCACAUAAGACGUAAGUGAUGAGAGCGAGCUUGCAGAGCGGGUCUGUAGGUCCUGCUGACUACCAAAUAAUUCUGAAUGGAAAAGGUGUCCACUGGGUGCUUAGAACACGUUUCGCUCAUUGACACAGGGUUGUUAUAUUGAGACUAUAGGGAAAAAAGUAAUUCUAGCACAUACUACAGGGCUCUGCAGUGAAUCAAAUUUAAAGUCCUAAUAACGUAAAUUCUCUUGAUUCUCAAGUCUUAGAACCAACAAACAAAGCACAGAAGAAUUAUGAUUACAGAACAGACUGUAAAUGCUACCAACCUGACAAUAUUAAAGGCUUAGCUAAAAAUGGUUGAGAGGUAAAAGCAGAGAGAAAGAAGGAGAGGUGGGGACCUAAUAUCCCCAGCUCACUCAGCAAGAGGGCCCAUUAAGCAAUACUGUCUAAGGUUGAUGGAAUGAGAGCAAGAGAUUUAAGUAUUUAUUCAAAAUUGCAAAGGUAAUAAAAGAUCUAAGAAUAAUUUACUAUAAAACAUUUGGAAGGGGUAAAUUAAUGAGGCAAACCCUCACUUUCCAAUAGGGAAAUCAACACACAAUAUCUAAAGUUGAUAAAUCAAAAAAUAGUUGGUAAGAGUGGUCAUGAGUUGAUUGUGGUAGCUGGGGGUGGGUACACAGGGGUUGAUUGUACUAUUCCACUUUUACACACGUUUGAAAGUUUUUAUAAUAAAAAGUAGAAAAAACCAAGAGUGAGGGAAUCAAGAGAUUUUUGAUAUUAUGAUGGUAGCCACCAGAAAAAUUAAAAACAAAAAGGGAAGGAGGGUUGCUGGGAACGGGACUUUCAUAAGGAGGGGUGAAAGCAACAUAAGGAGGCUGUUGGCUUUCCAUUUUAAAUCUGUGUGUGGCCAUGCACACAAAUGAUAAAAUGUUUUUAAAAAUUAAAAAACUAAAAUUAAAAAGACAGAUGAUCACAAAUGUUGACGAAGAUGUAGAAAAACUGGAAUUCUCAGACAUUGUUGGUGUGAUUGGAAAAUGGUACAGGCACUUUGGGAAACUACAGCAGCUCCUCAAAAGGCUAAACAUAAUUACCACAGUACCCCACAAUUCCAAUCCUGGGUGUAUAUCCAAGAGAACUGAAAACGUGUCCACACAAAAAGCUCUACACAAAUGUUCAUAGCAGAAUUACUCAUAACAGCAAAAAAGCAGAAACAACCCAACUGCCAAUCAACCAAUGAA
Miniopterus natalensis is the source of this 2469-nucleotide messenger RNA. The record is from RefSeq and is a predicted model, not a curated record. Lineage: Eukaryota; Metazoa; Chordata; Mammalia; Chiroptera; Miniopteridae.